CAGCUUGCUCUCCAGCUGCAUCCAGGAGGAUUUCCACAUUCGCUCCAUCGCCUUGGAGCUCGAAACCCGCAAAGAAACGCCCAACCUCGACCUGAUUCGAGAGUUUCAUUGUUCCGGAGUGAGCCGAACGCGCUUCGGUCGCUCGUUGACACUAAAACUCUUCAACGAAUUAUUCUGCGAGGAGAACCCGCUCUGUCCUCCGACGAUGCUGGACGAGAAACAGCCCUCGUUUCAGAUGUACAACAGUCUGAGCAAGGAACGGCAGCUCGAUCUUCUGCGGCAGUGGAUGAGCUCGCUGGGGCUGCGCGAAGACGCCGCAGGACUGGACUGGAAGGCGUGGCUGGUGCGGCUGAACUUGCUGCAGAUCAGCCAGCAGCAGGUGCUGUUUAUGUAUGUGUACUCGCUGGCGCGCGAGAUUCUGAAGAAUUCGUUUUUGGACCCCAUUGCGGAGGUGGAGGUGAGCGGACUGAAGUCGAUUGCGGUGGACGUCGAUGGGAGAAAAGGACUCGUGCAUGUGGGAACCGUCUCGCCGCUGCCCGCAGCGUCGUUCAUUCCGUACCUCUCUUAUGGAUCGUUCUUUAAAUCGAACACGCAGAUCCUCUUUGUCCGGAAAGUCACCGACAAGCAGACCGAUCAAUGGCUUCCCACCACGUAUAUUCAGUGCUUCUCUCCGCAAGGCGGCCUUCAGCCCAAUUACUGGACGUUCUCCGCUCUGAUGGACGCGUAUCACGAGGUUUCGAUCGAGAGUGGAGCGGCGUUGUGGACGCGGGCGGUCGAGGAGUGUCGCGAAUUGCCGGUAGCGGUGAUGAGCGAAGGCGUGAUGGAGUUGCUGCCGGAGAUCGUGAAGUUCUCGCCGAUCGGGUAUGUGGUGCAUCUGUGUAUUAUGCGCGAUGGAGAGGAGAGGAAGGUGGGCGUUCGCAUUCCUUGUAGGGGCUGGAAGCAGCGGUGA
Blastocystis hominis is the source of this 949-nucleotide messenger RNA. RefSeq lists its product as hypothetical. NCBI's taxonomy places the organism in Eukaryota, Bigyra, Opalinata, Blastocystidae. The record is from RefSeq and is a predicted model, not a curated record. The transcript is spliced from 2 exons. The coding region runs from base 389 to 949 and encodes 186 amino acids.